UUUGAUAAAAGAAGCCAGUCUGAUUAAACUUCAUUAUUGAAGACGCUACAAUAAUACUCGAAAGUUCGAAAGAUGCAGCGCAUUCAGCAAGUCAUUUAUAUUUUAUUAUAUUUACAAUUUUUCGUCUGUAAUGUGUUUACAUUUAACAUUAAUAUAUGGAAAAAAAAGACUGAUGUAAUGUGUACAAAUGAAUGGAAAUGCGUUUCUAAUGAUGAUUGUACGGCAAAAAACAGUGAAUGCAUUAACAAUUUGUGCCAGUGUGCGUCUGGAUAUAUCUUUAACACCGAUAUGACAGCCUGCGUUAAAGUUGCAACUAACAUCUAUGAAACGUGUGAGGACACAGUGCAGUGUUCAGCUUAUCUUCUUAACGGAGCUAAAUGCGUGAAAAACGUCUGCGUAUGUGGUCCCGGUUAUUAUUAUCUACACGGUAGAUGUAACCAAUAUGUCGGUUUAUUCGAAAAAUGCAAAAGAGAUGUUGACUGUUAUGUGAACGCCGAUUUUGAAGCAAGCACUUGCAACGAAGGAAUUUGCAACUGUAGGUCUGGCUUUUAUCAGCGCGAAUAUCGUACUUGUCGGAGAGAAGGAAAAGCCGAAGGCGACGAGUGCACAGUUGAUAUCGAUUGUACUUUUGGCAAUGCGACAUGUAAUGAGUUCGUAUGUGCAAUAAAAUCCGAAGUCGAUGAAAUUGUCGAAUUUUCGUCUGACAUUACAUUAACCAAAAGAAUUUGGGAUAAAGAAACUCGAGUGGGCGAUAUUUGUACAGCCGAUAAGGAUUGCAAAGCAGUGAAAAAUUCCGAAUGUGGCCCUACUGGGACAUGUCGUUGUGCUCGUGCAUAUUUUGCAUCAACCACGAAAACCGAAUGUAUCCCAGAAUUAGGGGAGCCCUGUCCAACUGACGCCAGCCACAUCGAGAAAUCUAUUUGUCGUGAGGGGAGAUGGAGUUGUACGAAAGGCACGGUCGCAUCUAAAGAUAAUCGCAAAUGUCUGGAUGUGACCAGAAAGUAUAAGGGAAAUUGCCAAGUGGACGAGCAGUGUUAUAUCUUUGGUCCUGAUGCUAUGUGUAAUAAUAAUAAAUGUACAUGCAAUGAGGAUACUUCCCAUUACGUCGAAAGCGAACUCUUUUGCUGGGGAAACACCGGGAUCGGCAAAACUUGUAAACAAGAUCGAGACUGUUACGUAAAAGAUUUCAAUGGCAAUUUAACGUGCAGCAAGGAUAAAUGCAGUUGUCCUGAUGGUACACGUUUAAGCAAGGAUAAGAAGUCUUGUAUAGGACCAAGAGGACUUGGAGAAGCUUGCGAAAAACCCAUUGAUUGUGCGACACCACAUUCCGUUUGUAAGAAAAAAGUGUGUAUCUGUGACAAGAACUAUUACGAAUCAAUACACAAGACAUGUAACGCAGGUAUCGAUGCCGUUUGCGAAAAUGACGAGGAUUGCGCACCGGGGAAUUCUAAAUGUAUUUCGAAAAAAUGCACUUGUAGACCAGGUUACGUGGCUACGUCUAAUAAUUCAUGCAUACCAGAAUCGUUGUUUGGCAAGCCUUGUUUCGAGGACAUACAAUGUUCUGCCGUUACGGCGGGUUCGAUUUGUGAAGAAUUGCCAACGUCAAAAGGCAACAAAGCGUGUACCUGUAAAAAAGAAGACCAAUACAAAUUUAAAAGAUGUUUCCCGAAGAAACUUAUCGGUGAGACUUGCACGAAUUGGGGCGAGUGUUACGAAACCUACAAUGAGAACAGAAUAGUUUGCAAAAACGGAAAAUGCGCAUGCAACUGGGGCUAUAAAGAAUUUAAUGGUAGCAUCUGUAUAGAUCAUCCGCAAAAAUCAAAAUUUUUUUUAUCAGGUAGUGCAGUUAACGUCAGGUCCACGGGAUUUUUUUUAAUCGUACUCUCUUUUAUACUUUCUAGUAAAUUAAUUUAGAUUUGUAAGAAAAUAUAUGAAAGUAGUUUGAAAUAAAAAAGGACGCAAGUAUUCUGUAAAAUAAAUUGCACUAUUUGUCAUUACCUACCAUUAAUAUUUUUUUAAUAAAAAAACUUGAUAAAAGUCAAGAUUUCUGGCAAAUUUUUUCUUGUUGGCAAAUAGUACAAUUAGAGCAACUAUUGCAUAUAUUCUAGAGCAUAUAUGUGUAUGCACAGUAAAAUUGAAACUAAAAUU
This is a messenger RNA of Solenopsis invicta (red fire ant), 2148 nucleotides long. Its product is annotated as multiple epidermal growth factor-like domains protein 10. Lineage: Eukaryota; Metazoa; Arthropoda; Insecta; Hymenoptera; Formicidae. The coding region runs from base 73 to 1914 and encodes 613 amino acids. The record is from RefSeq and is a predicted model, not a curated record. The transcript is spliced from 13 exons.